AGUGUGUCAAACUCUAGUAGUAGAUGUAGUGUAAUAGAAAAUUCUUCAAAGCCAGAAAAAAAAGUCUUAACAAGUUGCAGUGUGUUAAACUCUUCUAGUAGUCAAACUAGUAGUAGUAGAAAAAAAAGUCGUUCUUGCAAUGUGUCAAACUCUAGUAGUAGCAGUAGCAGUAGUAGUCAAAAAACGCGUUCUUGCAAUGUGUCAAACUCUAGUAGUAGUAGUAAAAAGUAGAAAAAGUCGUUCUUGCAGUGUGUCAAACUCUAGUAGUAGUAGUAGUAAAAAUAAUUCAGAAAAAGUCGUUCUUGUACUGUGUGUCAAACUCUACUAGUAGUAGUAGUAGUCUUCUAGUAGUGUGUCAAACUCUACUAGUGUGUCAAACUCUACUAGUAGUAGUAGUAGUUGUUGUAGUAGAAAAAAGUCGUUCUUGCAGUGUGUCAAACUCUACUAGUAGUAGUAGUAGUAGUAGAAAAAAGUCGUUCUUGCAGUGUGUCAAACUCUACUAGUAGUAGUAGUAGUUGUUGUAGUAGAAAAAAGUCGUUCUUGCAGUGUGUCAAACUCUACUAGUAGUAGUAGUAGUUGUUGUAGUAGAAAAAAGUCGUUCUUGCAGUGUGUCAAACUCUACUAGUAGUAGUAGUAGUAGAAAAAAAAGUCGUUCUUGCAAUGUGUCAAACUCUAGUAGUAGUAGUAGUAGUAAAAAAGUCGUUCUUACAAUGUGUCAAACUCUAGUAGUAGUAGAAAAAAGUCGUUCUUGCAGUGUGUCAAACUCUAGUAGUAGUAGUAGUAAAAAAGUCGUUCUUACAAUGUGUCAAACUCUAGUAGUAGUAGUAGUAGAAAAAAAGUCGUUCUUGCAGUGUGUCAAACUCUAGUAGUAGUAGUAGUAGAAAAAGGUCGUUCUUGCAGCGUGUCAAACUCUAGUAGUAGUAGUAGAAAAAGGUCGUUCUUGCAGCGUGUCAAACUCUAGUAGUAGUAGUAGAAAAAAGUCGUUCUUGCAGUGUGUCAAACUCUAGAAGUAGUAGUAGUAGUAGAAAAAAGUCGUUCUUGCAGUGUGUCAAACUCUAGAAGUAGUAGUAGUAGUAGAAAAAAGUCGUUCUUGCAGUCUGUCAAACUCUAGUAGUAGUAGUAGUAGUAGAAAAAAGUCGUUCUUGCAGUCUGUCAAACUCUAGUAGUAGUAGUAGUAGUAGAAAAAAGUCGUUCUUGCAGUCUGUCAAACUCUAGUAGUAGUAGUAGUAGUAGUAAAACUCGUAGUUAGUAGUAGUUCUUGCAGUCUGUCAAACUCUAGUAGUAGUAGUAGUAGUAAAAAAAAAGUCGUUCUUGCAGUCUGUCAAACUCUAGUAGUAGUAGUAGUGUCAAACUCUAGUAGUAGUAAAAGUAAAGUCGUUCUUGCAGUCUGUCAAACUCUAGUAGUAGUAGUAGUAGUAGAAAAAAGUCGUUCUUGCAGUCUGUCAAACUCUAGUAGUAGUAGUAGUAGUAGUAGUAGUAGUAGAAAAAAGUCGUUCUUGCAGUCUGUCAAACUCUAGUAGUAGUAGUAGUAGUAGUAGUAGAAAAAAGUCGUUCUUGCAGUCUGUCAAACUCUAGUAGUAGUAGUAGUAGAAAAAAGUCGUUCUUGCAGUCUGUCAAACUCUAGUAGUAGUAGUAGUAGUAGUAAAAAAAGUCGUUCUUGCAGUCUGUCAAACUCUAGUAGUAGUAGUAGUAGUAGUAGUAGUAAAAAAAGUCGUUCUUGCAGUGUGUCAAACUCUAGUAGUAGUAGUAGUAGUAGUAGUAGUAGUAGAAAAAAGUCGUUCUUGCAGUCUGUCAAACUCUAG
This is a messenger RNA of Pocillopora meandrina, 1802 nucleotides long. The record is from the annotation of a GenBank genome assembly. NCBI's taxonomy places the organism in Eukaryota, Metazoa, Cnidaria, Anthozoa, Scleractinia, Pocilloporidae.